Pistacia vera is the source of this 1773-nucleotide messenger RNA. Its product is annotated as probable beta-1,3-galactosyltransferase 3. Gene Ontology annotation, molecular function: hexosyltransferase activity. The coding region runs from base 225 to 1421 and encodes 398 amino acids. The record is from RefSeq and is a predicted model, not a curated record. The transcript has 11 exons. Gene Ontology annotation, cellular component: Golgi membrane. NCBI's taxonomy places the organism in Eukaryota, Viridiplantae, Streptophyta, Magnoliopsida, Sapindales, Anacardiaceae.
AGUCCAAACAUAUACUUUCAUUACUCUUAUGGAAACUAACGUCGGUGUUUUGUCAAACUUGGGGUUGUUAAGUGGGCAGUCAGUUGGUCUAUACACUGUGCAUCUCUUUCAGCUUGUCUCUCUUUUGAGGAAGAACAGUGUGAGUUUCAAACAAACAACGCCGAAAUAUUAAAAUUUUCCUUGUCAUUUUGAAUAAUUUUGAGAAGUGAGGAGAAAAAAUAAUAAUGUAUUUGAAGAGUAGAGGAGAAUUUGUCGCGAAGAAUGUUGUGUCAAGGAAAUUGGCUCUUUUUCUCUGUGUUUGCUGCUUCAGCGCUGGGAUGUUUUUCACUAAUAGGGUUCAGAUUAUGCCCGAAGUUAAAGGCAUUGCACGAACAUCUAAACUUGAAGAUGAAGGGAUACAGUCGAAGGGUUGUUAUACUGAUCUUGUUGUAAAACAUAAUUCCAACAACAGUGUAGGGGGUAGUUCGACAGUCCAGGAUGCUAUUAAGGAACAGUAUAUAAAAAUUUCAGAAUUAGAGAGGAAAUUAGGUGCUGCUAGAGCUGAGCAUGAGUCUAUGUUGCACAGUCCUCCAGUAAAAGGAAAAAUCAAGUCACCUUCAAAAAGAAAGUACUUUAUGGUGAUUGGAAUAAAUACAGCUUUUAGUAGCCGAAAACGAAGAGACUCAGUUCGUGAAACUUGGAUGCCACAAGGUGAAAAACGAAAAAGGCUGGAGGAAGAGAAAGGCAUCAUUAUACGAUUUGUUAUAGGUCACAGUGCAACAUCAGGUGGUAUUCUUGAUAAAGCUAUUGAAGCAGAGGAAAUUAUGCACGGAGACUUCUUGACGCUGGACCAUACUGAGGGCUACCUGGAAUUGUCCGCCAAGACUAAGACUUACUUCUCCACUGCCGUUGCCACAUGGCAUGCAGAAUUUUAUGUCAAAGUUGAUGAUGAUGUUCAUGUAAAUCUAGCAACACUUGGAACAACCUUAGCUGGUCAUCGUAUGACACAUCGUCUUUACAUUGGUUGCAUGAAGUCUGGUCCUGUCCUUGCUAGAAAGGGAGUGAAAUACUAUGAACCAGAGUACUGGAAAUUUGGUGAGGUUGGAAAUAAAUACUUCCGACAUGCUACAGGACAAUUAUAUGCUAUAUCAAGAGAUUUAGCUAUGUACAUAUUAGUGAAUCGGCAUGUCCUACACAAAUACACCAAUGAAGAUGUUUCGUUGGGGUCUUGGUUGAUUGGUUUAGAUGUGGAGCACGUGGAUGAUCGAAGAUUGUGCUGUGGUACCCCGCCUGAUUGUGAGUGGAAGGCUCAGAUGGGCAAAACCUGUGUUGCCUCAUUUGAUUGGAGAUGCAGUGGGAUUUGCAAGUCUGUUGAGAGGAUCAAAGAAGUUCAUGAGCUCUGUGGUGAGGGUGAGGAUGCGCUAUGGCGUUCAAGUUUCUGAGAUAUUGCCUGCUGCUCUUCCAAACUCAGGAAUGGCAUACUUAUGAAUGCUGACACAUGCAUAUAUAAGUUUGUGGGUAUGGAAAAUGUAUAUGUACUACCAGAAUACAGAACUAGGACCAGAGAAGACAUAGGCUACACUAUCGAGUCCUCCAUUUUCAUGCGUAGAGGAAACAAACAUCUGGGCGGCCCUGUAACCAUCAAUUCUUUAUAUGGCUGGAGAACUGUAUUACAAGUUCUGUACCAUAACUGAGAACAAUAAUAGUACUAGUUAUUGUAAGGCUGUCUACCUCUUGCUUCAUAUAAUUAAAUAUAUUCUGCAAUAUAUUUCAUUAGUUUGAUCUCUAGUCUCU